Drosophila obscura is the source of this 3292-nucleotide messenger RNA. It is a transcript of the gene vri, whose product is annotated as formin-J. Gene Ontology annotation, biological process: regulation of DNA-templated transcription; circadian rhythm. Lineage: Eukaryota; Metazoa; Arthropoda; Insecta; Diptera; Drosophilidae. The transcript is spliced from 3 exons. The record is from RefSeq and is a predicted model, not a curated record. Gene Ontology annotation, cellular component: nucleus. Bases 465 to 2702 code for a protein of 745 amino acids. Gene Ontology annotation, molecular function: DNA-binding transcription factor activity; DNA binding.
GCUUUUACAAAUUCAAUUGCGCUUCAGAGUUCGUCCAAAGCGGUUGUGGGGCUCUCGCGAUUUUCGGUUGAAAACCCACCUAGUAGCCAACUAGCAGUGAAAACGCCAGCGAGAACCGUUAAAACAGAGCAUUCGGCCAAGUGCGCGAUCCACGAUAAGACAUACACACGGCCCCGCCACAAAACCAAAUAAAUCACAAACAACAAAAUCCCAGAACGAAAGCCAAGUGCAUAGAAAGUUUUUGUUGUUCUCAAGUGGAACAAAAAUAAAUAGAAAUAAAAAUAAAAAUAAAAUAAAAUACAAUAAAUUAAAGUGUUUAAAUUUGUGAAAGAUCUUUUUGAUUAAUUGGAAUGCAAAUAUCAGUGGAACUGUCAUUAAGCAUUCACAUCCCACAUCCACCGGAACAAUAACUAAGCAAAAGAUAACUGAAAAGUGAGCCAAAUAUUAUUAUUUGAAACAACAUUAUGUCGAUUGUGUGCACGCUGGAGCAAAAAGUGAACUUUUUCAAAGCGGCUGCAACGACCAAGAAUCUGUUGAUUCUGAAGGACAGCAACAAUUUGGAUACCCCCUACAAGCAGGAUACCACACCGAACAGCCACAAGGAGUCGCAAUUUGCACGCACACAGCAACAUAGCGCCCAACAGCAACACCAUUUGCAACAGAAACUAGCACAGUUGCAACACUACAGUCAGCACAAGCUGAGUGGCAGCAGCGGCGACUACUCGUACAGUCCACACCAGCAUCCCCUAGCUCUGGCAGCGGGUGGUGCCCACUUGACACCGCUGAGGGAGCCUGGAAAGCAGUACUACCAGGACGCAGCAAUGCCCGAAGUGCUCAACGGCACGCCCACCAAUAGCCACAACAAAGCCAUCUCCAGCUCGAUCUCCAUGAUGAACAACGUCCGUAUGACGAAUAUCUCGCCAACGCUGUCCAUGAACGGCAGCUCCAACGAGUCCACAAAUUUGCAUCCCCUGUCCAUGUACGGAGGAUCGAUCAGUCCACAGUCCAAUGACAGCGGCAUGUCCGACAGUCUGGGCAAGUUCUCCCAGGGCAAUGGCUACGGGGACAGCAUGAUGGGCAAGAACUCACAGAACGGCAAUGGGCCACAAUCGGCCAUGACGGCCGCCCAGAAGGAGCUCUUCUCACAGCGCAAGCAGCGGGAAUUUACGCCGGACAACAAGAAGGACGAGAGCUACUGGGACCGCAGGCGACGCAACAACGAGGCGGCCAAGCGGAGCCGGGAGAAGCGUCGCUACAACGAUAUGGUGCUCGAGCAGCGCGUCAUCGAGCUGACCAAGGAGAACCAUGUGCUGAAGGCCCAGCUGGAUGCCAUACGCGACAAGUUCAAUAUCUCCGGUGAGAAUCUGGUGAGCGUGGAGAAGAUCCUUGCCUCGCUGCCCACCAGCGAGCAAGUCCUGAGCAACACAAAGCGCGCUAAGAUGAGCGGCGGCGGCGGCGGCUCCUCGUCGCCCACCUGUGACGAUGACUCCUCACCCAGCGGACAUUCACACAGCGGCUACAAUGGACAAAGCGCUCCACUGACACCUCUCAUCUACGGUCCCAAUGGCACUGGACGACAGUCCUCUGUCGAGCCGCCCGUCAAGAGCGUCCAUCAUGUUCAGCAUGCGCCUCCAGCGCCGCCGCAGCCCUCCCACCUGCAGACGCUGGUCGUGCCCCAACCCCAACACCAGCCCCAGCAUCUCUACCAGCCACAGCAGCCGCAGCAGCAGCAGCAUCAGCAGCAACAGCAGGAGCCCACACCCAGUGCCGGCACCAGCUCGCCGCCCGUCGACUCGCACAACCGCCCGCCCACCAACACAAUGGCCAGCCUGCAGGUGCAGCUCCAGCAGGCACUCAAUCGCAAUGUGCGGCCCGAGGAUCUGGACAGCCUACGCAAGGCGGUGGCCGUCGGAGCCCUCUAUAAUGCAGCGGCUGUGGGAGCACAGGGUCCUGCCCCACCCGGUGCAUCGUUGUAUGUGCCCUCACCGGGUCCAUAUGUGGGCGCCAUCAACAAGGAGCAUCUGGAAGCCGCCGCGUGGAGCCACAGCGUGGAGGGAGCCGUCAGCAGCAGCGCCGUGGAUGCGGUCAGUAGCUCCUCCGUUGCCGUUUCAGCCGCAGCCAGCGUGCUGAACCUGUCGCGACGUGCCUGCUCUCCCAGCUACGAGCACAUGCUCUCCUCCACCACAUCCUCAACGUCCUCCCCCGCCUCUUCAGCCCUCUCGUCCGGCUCCUCGGGUGCCGGAUCCGGCGACGACGAGCAGGAGCUCGAGCCGCAUGUCCAUGGCACCCAUCUGGCACCACUGCAGCUGCAACGCAGCAGUCCGGCCCAUGGCGGUGGCAACAGCGAUGCCAACAACUGUCUGCCCCUCAAGCUGCGCCACAAAUCUCACUUGGGCGACAAGGAUGCGGCGGCCACCGCUCUGCUCUCCCUGCAACAUAUCAAGCAGGAGCCCAACUGCAGCCGAGCCUCGCCGCCGGCCUGGAACGAUGGCGGCGACAACUCCAGCGACGAGCGCGACUCGGGCAUCUCCAUCGCCAGUGCCGAGUGGACGGCGCAAUUCCAGCGCAAGCUCCUGACCCCCAAGGAGGGAUCCACCGCCGUUGUGUCCACAGUCGAACGUGAUCAAAUGCUGAAGUCGCAGCUGGAGCGCCUCGAGUCGGAGGUGGCCAGCAUCAAGAGCAUGAUGAUACUGGCAGAGUAGGAGGCAAAGGGAGCAGUAUCAGGAGCAGGAGAGGAGAAAGCAAGGCAGAGGAGAGAGAGCGAAGAGACAGAGACUCUGGUUGAAUCAGAGUCGAGGUUAAGUUUGCGGAGAGCGUAGAGUAGAGCGGAUACAAAGAGGAGAUAGAGAGAGAGAGGUUCCAUGGCGCCAGUUGUUCUCCUGACACACACAAACACACACAAACACACACACGACACACACAUACCGAAUCACACACAAUUUUUGAGUACGAUUAAAUAUAUAGUACCUCCAGGAUCUAUAACCAUGUAAGGAAUGUUUAAACCUGAGUCCAGGCAGAGAGUGUUAACUAUUAGCAGAGUUUAUAUCUAUCGAGAGAUGUUCGAUGUUCACGAGUAUCUCUAUCCGCUAUUUCGUGUCUCUAUAUAUAUCUGUUUCUGUAUCUGUAACUCUAAUUGUAUCUGUGUUUUUGUCCUGUAAUCGGUGUAUCCACAACGUAUCUAUUUAUGAAUAUGUAUUGUAUUGGUAUGUUUUCUGUGCGUUAAAACUAUAUAGAUCUCGUCUAAGUCGGAGCUAAACGAAGAAUCCCUAAGAUCAAUAUAACUUACUAAAAA